Messenger RNA from Pseudomassariella vexata, 3586 nucleotides. Its product is annotated as phosphatidylserine decarboxylase-domain-containing protein. Lineage: Eukaryota; Fungi; Ascomycota; Sordariomycetes; Amphisphaeriales; Pseudomassariaceae. Gene Ontology annotation, molecular function: calcium ion binding; phosphatidylserine decarboxylase activity. The transcript has 4 exons. The coding region runs from base 241 to 3519 and encodes 1092 amino acids. Gene Ontology annotation, biological process: phospholipid biosynthetic process. The record is from RefSeq and is a predicted model, not a curated record.
UUCUGAAGCACCGGAAGCUACGCAGGCCAUCUUUUGACAUCAUUUGGCGCUUGGACGUGGUUGCGCACUCGAGCUGAACGACUUGCAGCAUUACACCAAGACGCAACUGGACCAGUUGGCCGAGGCCCAAUAAGAUCAAGGGGCGGGGUUGUUCACCCACGUCACUGACUAAAGGCCGCCUUAGUUUCUACAUACUUGAGUCGCCAAGUGUCUUAGGCAGGCUGCCCCUCUUAGCUCGCAAUGGUUCGCCUUAUCCCCUCGCGGUUGAAACCACCCACGAGCUCUGCUACUUCGACAACCAACAGUCGCAGUACCAGUCCAAUGCGAUCCACCAUCGAACAAGUAGGCCCAAAUGGGCGAAAGGACACAGGGUUGGUCCUGAAGAUUGUGGUGCUUCGAGCGAAGAACUUGGCCGCGAAAGAUCGUGGAGGCACCUCAGACCCGUACCUCCAAUUAACGUGCGGCGAAACCAAGUUCGUAACCCACUGCGUCCCGAAGUCACUGGAUCCUGAAUGGAACGUCGUCUGCACCAUGCCCAUCGUGGGCGUGCAGAGCCUGCUUGUCGAUGCCGUUUGCUGGGACAAGGACAGAUUCAAGAAGGACUACAUGGGCGAAUUCGACUUAGCUCUCGAGGAGAUUUUUGCCAACGAAAUUCUUGAACAGGAACCCAAAUGGUACCCCCUAAAGAGCAAGCGGCCUGGCAAGAAGUCCAGCGUCGUUUCGGGAGAGGUCUUACUCCAAUUCACCAUAUUCGACUCUACCGACAAGGACGCGACGGCCGCCCAGGUAUUUGAGAAGAUACGUACUCUGGCAGGAGAAUCAUACGGCGGUUCGCGCAACGCGACACCCACAAGGACUCCAAUUCUCGGCCCGAUGAGUUCCAAAUCAUCUGCGUAUUCGCCGUCGCCCCCGCUGAUGCGGAGCGGCACCGACAACUCACAAGACGACGACGACGACGACGAGAUGCUCGACGAUGACGAAACCCCCGAAGAAGAUGACCCGAGCAAGCCCGAAACCAUUGAGAAACGCAAGAGGAGACUGAGAAUAAAAGGGCUGAAACGUAAGAAGAGACAGAAUCCUUACGAAUUCACCAAUGGCGACAGCGACGUCGUUGGUCUCAUCUUCCUCGAGAUCUGUAACAUCACCGACUUGCCCCCCGAGUCCAACUUUACCAAGACGAGCUUUGACAUGGACCCCUUUGUUGUGGCAUCGCUCGGCAAGAAGACAUAUCGCACGAGGGUCAUUCGUCACAAUCUGAAUCCCGUUUUCAACGAAAAGAUGAUCUUCCAGGUCUUGAGCCACGAGCAGUCUUACUCCUUUGCCUUCACAGUCAUUGAUCGCGACAAGUACUCUGGCAAUGAUUUUAUUGCCUCGACCUCUUUCCCGCUCAAGGAACUGAUGGAUAAGACGCCUAAAGCUGAUCCCGAAACUGGCCUGUAUGAUCUCAAAGAUCCCCCCGGAAUUGACAUGCCUACCAAAAAGUCGCGAUUCGCAAAGCUUGGCAUGUCCAGGUCUUCUUCUUCCACCAGCUUGAACAAAGGGCGACCAGUCAUCUCGAAGAAUCCUAGCAGCAUCUCGAACAUGUCACAAGCUGAUGGCUUGGCGGCUGGUGGUCCUUCGUCUGCCACCAAUCCCAACUUGCUACAAGCCGAUCAAAUCCCUAACCUUAAUAGCGGUUCCAUGGGUAACGGGGACAACGGUGAAGCCGGAAACGAUGAUCCUGACUUCAACAGCUUCACUGUUCCGCUCAAGAUGAAGAACCUGGAGAAAUGGGAAGCAAAGCAUAACCCACAGCUUUCUAUUCGUGCCAAGUAUAUGCCCUAUUCCGCCUUGAGACAACAAUUUUGGCGGUCUAUGCUCAAGCAGUACGACACGGAUGAGAGUGGCGAGCUAAGCAAGGUUGAAUUAACCACUAUGCUUGAUACCCUCGGUUCGACCCUGCGCGAGUCUACCAUCGAUAGCUUCUUCCAACGCUUCCCGCACAAGGCAGCAAAUGGCGAAGACAAUCUAACCCUGGAUGAGGCAGUCAUAUGCUUGGAGGAUCAACUACAAGCUAAGAACAAAUAUCAAAGCCAGGUCCUCGGUGACAAGAUAAAGAGCAUACUUCCAGAUGCGGACAAGGUGAAAACUAUGCUGGGCGCUCCAGGUCACAGCUCUAGCAACCUGACGACGCCUGCCGAAACGCCUGCCGAAGAACAGCCUUUCAUCCUCAGCGCUGACGACACCACAGUUCAGGGCCAACCGUGUGGAACGUCAACUAUUGUUGUCCCUGAGAUGAACACCCCAGGGGAAGAAGGCGAUAGCCUGGAUAAGGACGAUCUCAACAUCGACAGAGGCGAAGAGCAUGUUGUCGAGAUUCGAGAAUGUCCCAUCUGUCAUCAGCCACGCCUUAACAAGCGCAAGGAUACUGACAUAAUAACUCACAUUGCGACCUGCGCCAGCCAGGAUUGGCGUCAAGUUAACUCUCUUAUGAUGGGUGGUUUCGUGACGGCCAGCCAAGCCCAGAGGAAGUGGUACUCCAAGGUUAUCACCAAGAUCUCCUAUGGUGGCUACAAACUGGGGGCUAACUCAGCAAACAUCCUCGUGCAAGACCGUAUUACCGGACAGAUCAAUGAGGAGAAGAUGAGUGUGUAUGUUCGCCUCGGAAUUAGACUGCUUUACAAGGGGCUGAAGUCCAAGGAUAUGGAAAACAAGAGAAUCCGUAAGAUGCUCAAGAGUAUGAGUGUUAAGCAGGGUAAGAAGUUUGAUGAUCCGGCCUCGAAGGGCGACAUUCCCAAGUUUAUCGAGUUUCACAACCUCGACAUGUCUGAAGUUCUCCUCCCGCUGGAGGAGUUCAAGAAUUUCAACGAGUUUUUCUAUCGCGCACUAAAGCCAGGAGCCAGACCGUGCUCCGCUCCAGACAACCCCAACAUCUUCGUUUCCCCAGCGGAUUGUCGGUCGGUUGUCUUCAAUCGCAUCGACCAGGCAACGAAAAUCUGGAUCAAGGGCCGCGACUUUUCCGUCAAGAGACUCUUAGGUGACGCGUAUCCGGAGGAUGCUCAGCGUUAUGACAACGGAGCUCUAGGUAUCUUCCGGCUAGCACCGCAAGACUAUCAUCGCUUCCACAUCCCAGUUGAUGGGAUCCUGCGUGAACCCAAGCUCAUUGCUGGCGAGUACUAUACGGUCAAUCCCAUGGCAAUUCGCUCGGCCCUCGAUGUUUACAGUGAAAAUAUUCGGGUGCUGUGUCCGAUCGAUACAGUUGAACACGGUCGCGUCAUGGUUGUCUGUGUUGGUGCGAUGAUGGUCGGCAGCACUGUCAUCACUCGCAAUGACGGCGAUGAGGUAAAACGGGCUGAGGAACUCGGAUAUUUCAAGUUUGGUGGCAGCACCAUUGUGCUGCUUUUCGAAGAGGGUAAGAUGGUAUUCGACGAUGACUUGGUCGACAACUCGAGAGGUGCACUCGAGACUUUAGUAAGUCUGUCCCCUCCACAAGAAGCAUAUGUACGCUGCCAUCGGAGCACCCGACAGAAUCAACAGUGAAAACUGUUGAUCGCAUUGGCUCGCAACUUAUACGCGUAACCCGGGAAGCAUGCGUAGGCCUUUAGCC